GGACCGGACGUCAGCAGCGAUCGCGCCGCUGCGGAGCCCACCGAGGCCCGUUGGCCACGCCCACUCCCCGUACGCCACGCCCUGCGCCGGCGCGCGAGGGGGUCCGGCGGGCGGCCGUUAGAGCGGCCGGCAACCAUGAUCACUUCCGGUUUCUCUUCCCCCAACCCCUCCACUGCAGCUCAGGAGGUCAGGCCUGCCACCGAUGGUAGUAGCGGCAGCAGCUCCUCCUGCAAGAAGAGAAAGUUAAAUAACAGCAACUCCGAAAGAGAGGAAUUCGAUUCCAUUUCCUCCUGUUCCUCAUCUCCUUCCAAAAACAACUCCUCCUCGUCUUCUUUGGUCAUCACCGCCUCUUCGUGCUCCUCCUCAGGGGUUGCCUCCUCCAACCAUCACCUCCAGAAGAAGCUGCGCUUUGAGGACUCCUUGGAUUUUAUCGGACUCGAUGUGAAGAUGGCGGAAGAGUCUUCUUCCUCCUCCUCUCCCGCUGCCUCUUCUCAACAGCAGCACCAACAGCAGCUCAAAAAUAAAAGCCUUUUAAUUUCUUCAGUGGCCGUAGGGCAUCACGCCAAUGGCCUGACCAAAGCUGCCUCCUCUACUGUGUCCAGUUUUGCCAACAGUAAACCUGGCUCCGCUAAGAAAUUAGUGAUCAAGAACUUUAAAGAUAAACCCAAAUUGCCUGAAAACUACACAGAUGAAACCUGGCAAAAACUGAAAGAAGCCGUAGAAGCAAUCCAGAACAGUACUUCCAUUAAGUACAACUUAGAGGAGCUCUAUCAGGCUGUUGAAAAUCUCUGCUCCUACAAGAUUUCAGCAAACUUGUACAAACAGUUGAGACAAAUCUGUGAAGAUCACAUUAAAGCACAAAUUCACCAGUUCAGAGAGGAUUCAUUGGAUAGUGUUCUUUUUCUAAAGAAAAUAGACAAAUGUUGGCAAGAUCACUGCAGACAAAUGAUUAUGAUUAGAAGUAUUUUUUUGUUCUUGGACCGAACUUACGUACUUCAGAAUUCGAUGCUGCCAUCUAUUUGGGAUAUGGGGCUAGAAUUGUUCAGGACUCAUAUAAUCAGUGAUCAGAAGGUUCAGAACAAAACUAUUGAUGGCAUUCUUCUGCUGAUUGAGAGAGAAAGAAAUGGUGAGGCUAUUGAUAGGAGCUUACUGCGAAGCCUUCUGAGCAUGCUUUCUGACUUGCAGAUUUAUCAAGAUUCUUUUGAGCACCGAUUCUUGGAAGAAACUAACCGUCUGUAUGCAGCAGAAGGACAGAGGCUUAUGCAGGAACGUGAGGUUCCAGAAUAUCUUCACCAUGUCAACAAGCGCUUGGAAGAAGAAGCAGACAGGAUAAUCACUUAUUUGGAUCAGAGCACGCAGAAGCCACUAAUUGCUACUGUAGAAAAGCAACUUCUAGGUGAACAUUUAACAGCCAUUCUCCAGAAAGGUUUAAACCACCUUCUGGAUGAAAACCGAAUUCAAGACCUGUCCCUUCUGUAUCAGUUAUUCAGUCGUGUGAGAGGUGGAGUGCAAGUUCUCUUGCAACACUGGAUUGAGUACAUAAAGGCAUUUGGUAGCACCAUAGUAAUUAAUCCAGAAAAAGACAAAACCAUGGUCCAAGAACUGCUUGAUUUUAAAGAUAAGGUUGACCAUAUUAUUGAUGUUUGCUUUCUCAAGAAUGAGAAGUUUGUAAAUGCCAUGAAAGAAGCCUUUGAAACAUUCAUUAACAAAAGACCAAAUAAGCCAGCUGAACUUAUAGCUAAAUAUGUAGAUUCAAAGCUUCGGGCAGGCAACAAAGAAGCUACUGAUGAAGAACUUGAAAAAAUGCUGGAUAAAAUUAUGAUCAUAUUUAGAUUCAUAUAUGGAAAAGAUGUGUUUGAGGCCUUCUAUAAAAAAGAUCUAGCAAAGAGACUAUUAGUUGGGAAGAGUGCUUCAGUAGAUGCUGAAAAAUCUAUGCUUUCCAAACUCAAACAUGAAUGUGGAGCUGCUUUCACGAGCAAACUUGAAGGAAUGUUUAAAGAUAUGGAGCUUUCAAAAGACAUAAUGAUACAAUUUAAACAGUAUAUGCAAAAUCAGAAUGUACCUGGCAAUAUUGAACUAACAGUGAAUAUCUUGACUAUGGGUUAUUGGCCAACCUACGUGCCUAUGGAGGUUCAUCUGCCCCCAGAGAUGGUAAAACUGCAGGAGAUUUUCAAAACCUUUUACUUAGGAAAACACAGUGGUAGGAAACUUCAGUGGCAGUCAACUCUAGGACACUGUGUGCUAAAAGCAGAAUUUAAAGAAGGCAAAAAAGAACUUCAGGUCUCCUUGUUCCAGACACUAGUGCUGCUCAUGUUUAAUGAAGGAGAGGAGUUCAGUCUAGAGGAGAUAAAGCAAGCCACUGGGAUAGAGGAUGGAGAGCUGAGAAGGACACUUCAGUCUCUGGCUUGUGGCAAAGCUAGAGUACUGACUAAGAGCCCCAAAGGAAAAGAUGUGGAAGAUGGUGAUAAAUUCACAUGCAAUGAUGAUUUCAGACAUAAGCUGUUCAGGAUAAAAAUCAACCAAAUUCAGAUGAAAGAAACGGUAGAGGAGCAGGCAAGCACUACAGAAAGAGUAUUCCAGGACCGGCAAUACCAGAUUGAUGCGGCCAUCGUACGAAUUAUGAAGAUGAGAAAAACACUGAGUCAUAACUUGCUUGUGUCAGAGGUCUACAACCAGCUUAAAUUCCCAGUAAAGCCUGCUGACCUUAAGAAGAGAAUAGAAUCCUUAAUUGACAGAGACUACAUGGAAAGAGAUAAAGAAAACCCAAAUCAGUACAACUAUAUUGCAUAAACAUAUGUUGGCCUUUGUUUUACUGCACACUUGGUGUCAUACGCAAUUGCCAGUGGAUAAACUAGCCUGUUAAUCCCGUUAAUUGACUUUUUAUACUACCGAUGACUGAAUGAAAGCAGUGUAAUGGAGGAGUAUAGUAGAGUGGACUUCUUUCAGUGGUUAACAUGCCCAUUUAAAGAGUACUAUUUACAUUUUAAGAAGAAUGCUGUUGAACUCUUUGCAUGUUAUUUAGUAAGAUGUGCAGGAAGCUGCAAGAAAGUAUCUGGUCUUCGUAAUUCCAUUUGACUCUGGUUCUGAAGAGGAGAGUCCCUUGAUAUGACAGAUGUCUUUCACACCUUUAAAUGGAAACAGAAGGUUAACAUAAGAAAAUAGCCUUUAAAAUGCUUAAACUGCAUGCAAACUUUUAAUUUACUGUACAGAGUGCAUUUCAGUUAGCAACAUACCAUUGGUUUGGACGAUACCCACACAAGGAUUUUUCUCAAGGGGAGGGGAAAUGGGGAAUAAGCCAAGCUACGCUUAUUGCUGAUCUAGUGGAAUAUGUUCUUGGUUGCAGUUAAGACAAAAUGGUACCAAUAUAAAAUGAUUUAUAAAAGUUUGUAGUGUGGGCAUAUAUAUACAAAUAUCAUUCUUAAAUAACUGCUACAACAAAACAAGUUCAGAUUUGUAUUUAUAUGGCUUGCCUGUAAGACUUAGUGUUCACCUUUGGGAAUUUUAAGCAUAAAACAGCCAUAAUGGAAACAAAAGUGACAGUUUUUACUGGACAUGGGUAGGAGGCCUUCACCUCUUGGCAGCAAUACUCUGCAAAAGAGAAUCUAUUUAAAGGUAUUUAUGAAAAGCCACACUGUUCUUGUGGUAAAGCUAUAAGAACAAAAACUACAAAUUAAUUUUAAUACUUGUUUUGCUUUGCAACAUUCUGAACUUGAACAAACCUCAAGGUUUAGACAGGGCACUUACAAGACUGCCCUGCUUUGGAUUGCUUUAACUUAAAGCUUUAAGAACUCAGCCCUAGAUGUGGCAGGCCUCCGAGAACCCAGAAGCCUACCUCUCAUACAGAAAGAUAGUUAAGUAUUGCUGUAAGGCAUCUAAAACAUUGUCUUAGGUGACCAGAGAGCAUUCUUUACAUCUUGAUAAGACACGAGAGAAUAAGUCACUUGAAUGUAGAGCUUUUUUUCAACAGGUUGUGUUUUUUAUUGCUAUAGCAGUACGACAGGAAUACGUGGGGUAAAAAAUGUCAACAGAAAAGGUAACUCCUCUACGUAACAGUUCUUCCUUACAGCCAAGCUUUAGACCUACAAUCAGCUGUGUUGCAGAGCACAAUGAAAAACCUCAUCUUUGUUCGGGCACUAACAGUCCUGGGGAAUACCAGACAUUUCCUGUAAGCAAGAUGUUACUUUCUUUUCAGUGACAGUGUAACUUAGCGCUCUAUGAUCUCUAACUUUUAUCACUGUGAUCCCACUUUCAGGGGCCUACAUGUGAGAGAGGGUGUGUGUGUGUGGUGUUUGUGUGCGUUUUGUAUCUGACAAAUCCCAUCCUUACUGCUUUUUUGGUCCAUUGUUUAAUUCUGUAUUUUCUUCAGCUGUGUGUUUUCUCAGGCUUUUGUACACAGUCCUCAGUUGACAGAUGGAGCAGGUGGUUUUUUUUUUUUCUCCUAGUGAAUUACUUACUGUCACCCUCUAGUAACUGUAAUACAGUUCUUUACACGAUCUGCAGGAAAUCUGCCUUAACCUUUGACACUGUUACAGCAUAACUACUGGUAGGCAUCCAGGGCUACAAUUGCCUCCGUAAGAAAAGCAUUAAUAGAAUUAUUUGGUAAAGAACUUGAAGAUUGCUCUGCUAACAGAGCCAGGUCUUUAAGUAUUAUUUCAAAUGGUGAUCCACUGGGGAGAAAGGAAUGCUCCCCCCCCCCUCCAAAAAAAAGACAACCCUUCUCUGUUUUCCAUUCAACGUUCCUUUUUCUUGUAUAUGUUUUGUAUUUUUAGCCAAUAAAAGAUUCCUUUUAAAAUGGUGUUUUGGAGAAGGAACAUAAACUCUUUGGGAGACAGGAGACUGUAGAAAUUGCUGUCAAACUGGUUCUCUUCACUUGGUUGUAGCAAAUCAGUCAAACACCAUCACACAUUAAAAAUACCUGGUCUGGUAAAAUCCUCCCUCAUCAGAUAAGCUUGUUGCAAUCAGUCAGACUAAGCAGACAGGUACAAGGGCCUAUUUAAUUUUUAUCCCAUCCACUUCAGUAACUUAAAUGCAGAAAUUAUUACAUUAAAAAUGUCCUCAGCUCUCAUAAGACUUCAGUGAUGUGAGGCAGCCCCGAGUGGCAAUCCAGUUAAAGCAACCCAAAGAGCAGACGUUGAGAAUACUGAGUGGGCUGAGUUAGAGGAGCAGGAGGGAGGGGAGAAGGCUUCUCAUUCUUCAUGGCUUUUCCCUGAGAACUUGUUUAUCUCUUCUGCUAAGGUCUCAUUCAUUCCUCAUUCAUGACAAAGCUGCAGCCAAGAGUUAUUGACUGGCUGUACAACUCUGCAACCUCUUGCUGGGAUCAUGUGCCUGCCUAUUGAGCCAUAUAUAUCUCUGGAUGAAAAAACAAGUGGGCUUGGACCACUGCUCAUUUGGCUAUAACACAGCUUGUCUGUUUGGCCACGCAUUUUUAAUCUUGACUCUUGCAUGCAGUUUAUAGCACCUUGUUCAUAAGAAAUUGCAGUUUAUUCUUAGAAAUAUAUAUUUUAAGUUUUUUAAUCUUUAUACCCGUAAAUGGAAUAUUUUUUUGUCUUGGCUGGUUUAAAAAGUGACCAUUUUGUUUAAAUGCUGUAAUUGCAAAUGUGUUGUAAACAUUGUUUUGUUCUAUAGUUUACACAAAGGUGCCAAAGUAAAUAGAUAAUAAAAAGGAAAAAAAAAAAAAAACCCUAGCAAAUUAAGUUGCUUUAGCUGUGCUUCAUACUUUGGUCUCUGCUCUUUUCUUAUCAGUCAGCUGGUUGAUUUUUUCCUAAGCAUAUCAUUUGCCCUAAUGCUUUCUUCUUUUUUUUUUUAAUUAAACAGUGCAUCUAAAUACAUGUCCAAAUACCACUUUGUUGGGUUGUUUUUAGUGAUUUCAUACAGUAGGAAGAAUAUUUUCUUUGGAAAGUUACACUAAAAUUGUAAGAGUACAGCAGCAUUCAAAAAUGUAAUAUACUUUUUGUAUAACAAUUCUUCAGAGUAUGUCUGGAGUGGGAAGAAGAAAACAACUAACCCUGUUACUUCUCAGAAGCCUCUUCACUCGGCUACCGGAAUAUAAAAUUGUGCUUUUUCACUGCAUCAAAGAGUUAGAGUUUAUGCAGACUUGCAAACAGGGCAUGUGUCACCAUUGCAUCCGUUGAUGCAAAAAGCAGCAAAACCUUUUUAAUGUUUCAUAACAAGUCUGAUAUGGGUACAGAGAGUCUUUCUUAAAGUUGGUAAAUAAUGUAAAUACAUGUCCUUUCAGAGAGUGAGUCUGUUAUCUAGGUAUUUUGUGUCAUUUAAUAAAUAUUAAACAGUUUUGUGUUGAUAAA
Messenger RNA from Phasianus colchicus (ring-necked pheasant), 6302 nucleotides. It is a transcript of the gene CUL4B, whose product is annotated as cullin 4B. Gene Ontology annotation, molecular function: ubiquitin protein ligase binding. Gene Ontology annotation, biological process: ubiquitin-dependent protein catabolic process. NCBI's taxonomy places the organism in Eukaryota, Metazoa, Chordata, Aves, Galliformes, Phasianidae. The record is from RefSeq and is a predicted model, not a curated record. Gene Ontology annotation, cellular component: cullin-RING ubiquitin ligase complex.